Messenger RNA from Lachancea mirantina, 1422 nucleotides. The record is from the annotation of a GenBank genome assembly. NCBI's taxonomy places the organism in Eukaryota, Fungi, Ascomycota, Saccharomycetes, Saccharomycetales, Saccharomycetaceae.
AUGACCAAGCGGCUACAACCAGACCAAAAACGAAUCAGAAAACCGAUUUCCCGAGCGUGUGUUUUCUGUCAUGAAAAACAUCUUCAAUGCGACGUGGGACGACCUUGUCAGAACUGUUUAAAACGAAAUAUCGGCGGUAUGUGCACUGACAAAUUGCGGAAAAAGCGACGACGCGACGCAAAAAUGGAUAUUCGAGCCUCCGAGAGUCCGGCUUCGAGCGAGUCGCCGCGGGGGGACGGGAAACGAUCAGCAUUGAUGAGGUCGGGAUCCGAGCCUGAGAUUUCGUCGCUAAGAAACCCGGUCGAAAACAGUGACGGAUACGGUUCAGAAUUGGGUCGUGAGCUUGGAAAUUCAGAAAAUUCCAGCUUGAGUGGGUUCUUCGAAGCUGCUCCUACUCCAGUCGUGAAUUCGGGCUCAGAUGGGGCUCCAAAUCGACCAGCUAACAAAGUGUUGCCCUCUGACGCGAAUUUCGACAGUAUAUGGGCCAACGACGAAUACGUCAAACUUAACGAUAUCCUGAACGAGUCUCGACUUAGUGACACCGAAUCUACCGCGUACAAGGGCAAAAGUGAUCUUACUCCCGUGGUUGACAAGUUGUGGCCCGAUUCUGGCACUCUUUUUGAUGAUCCGACGUUUUCUGACAAGAGUAAAGGUUCCCCCAUGUCCAAAUUCAGAGCUCACAUUUCAUUAGAAACACAGCCUUAUCCAGGUGCGAAUAACUCCGCUUGCAAUUCACCCACACCCGAACUAUCUGGCAAGGAGUUACUCCCUAUAGAAUUUCGACAAUUGAUAAAAACUCCCAAAGACUUGUACGAUAAAAAAAGUCUCGUGAGGCCUCAUAAUUACCGCGGUGCAUAUGAGAACUUACUUGCCUAUUUGAAGGCUCGCUACUCAGAACGCGAGAAAAGGGAAUCCAAAUCUUUGCAAAUAAUAGCCAAUUCCAUGGCAAUUUUUUAUUCUCCGAUUUUCGUGACUAUGACUACCAAUUUAAUUGAAAGCGAUUUGGAACUUCAGGAAUUUGUCUUACAAAGAACACUGCUCGAGUACGAAAGUAUGGCUAAUCUUUCAAAUUGCACUCCCAUGUGUAUAUGGAGACGUUCAUGCGAGCUUUGUUUUGUGAGUAACGAAUUCUUGUCCAUGACAGGGUUUUCUCGCGAGGAAGUACUAGCCAAAAAUCGCUUCAUAAUUGAGUUUAUGGAUGAUGAAAGCGUUGUGAGGUAUUUCCGAAUCUUCAACGAAAAUUUGGCAUUUGGAGCCAAGGACGACAAGGAAAAUACUUGCGAUAGUCAGGCAGUUUUUAGUGAAUGCAAUUUGCUGCUUAAAAAUCAAAACUUUCUCAGGUGUGCAUCAGUUUGGACCGUCAAGCGAGAUCAUUUUAAUAUACCCUUACUCGUCAUGGGUCAAUUUCUCCCGAUUCACUAA